Messenger RNA from Cicer arietinum (chickpea), 582 nucleotides. RefSeq lists its product as uncharacterized. The record is from RefSeq and is a predicted model, not a curated record. NCBI's taxonomy places the organism in Eukaryota, Viridiplantae, Streptophyta, Magnoliopsida, Fabales, Fabaceae.
AUGGGAAGAAGGAGAGAGAGGGGUUUCAAUCAUAGAUCUUUGUGGUGGAGGGAUAUUUUGGUAAUUCUUGAAGGAGGUUUGGGAGAGGAGGAUGGGUGUUUUGGUAUUGACUUAUCUAGGGAGGUGGGUAUGGUGAGGAAUGGGGUUAGGGUUGGCAGAGAUGGGUGGACGUGGAGAGAAUUGUUUCAAUUGCUAGGUCAGUGUAUUGCUCUGUUGGAUAAUUUUUCUUUGCAAGAAAACAUACUUGAUCAAUGGAGUUGGCAUAGUGUUCAUAAUAUCGAGUAUACAGUCAAAGGUGCAUAUAGGGUGUUUUCUUUGAGGUUCAACAUUAAUCGGUACUCAUAUGUUCACAUAUGUUGGAAUAAGAUGGUUAUGUUGAAGGUUUUGUUGUUUGUAAGGAGAUUGUUAGAAGAUCGUUUGCCAUCAAAGUCGAAUUUGGGGUGCAAGAGUGAAGAGUCUUCUUAUCAUCUGUUUUUGGAGUGUCUAUUAUUUGGGAAGGUAUGGCAGCAUAUUUUUCAAUGGCUUGAAAUUCCUAUGGCUUGUCCUAUGCAAGAUACAACAACACGUUUCGAUGUUUUCUAA